UUCGUCGAAACAGUUUGGCCAACCGAUCGGUCGAAAUUCAACGACUCCCAGCUACAGCAGUUCCAUCAACGCCGGGACAGUCUAUCAAUAGUGUCCGAUUGUCUCGUCUACGGAGAGCGAUUGGUCAUUCCUGCAAAAUUUCGAGAUCGGGUUCUGCGUGUUCUACACAAGGGCCACCCUGGAGUGGAGAGAAUGCGGUCCAUAGCACGUAGCUACGUCUAUUGGCCCGGAAUCGACGAGCAAAUCAGCCAGCGUGUCCGAGCGUGUGUGGAAUGUUCGAGAGCCGCCAAGACCAACACAAAAACUAAUUUGGAAUCUUGGCCUGUACCAGAAAAACCAUGGCAACGAUUACACGCCGAUUAUGCUGGGCCAGUCGACGGCAAUUACUACCUAAUUGUUGUUGACGCUUUCAGCAAAUGGCCAGAAGUCAUCUCCACCAAGCGCAUCACAGCAUCUGCAACGGUGGCCAUGUUCCGCGAGAUCUUCGCCAGAAACGGGAUGACCGAAACUUUGGUUACCGACAAUGGCACACAGUUCGCGAGCGAGGAAUUCGAAACGUUCUGCAGCAACCAAGGAAUCCUUCACCUUAGAACACCGCCGUACCAUCCGCAGUCGAACGGUCUCGCAGAGAGAUUUGUCGACACAUUCAAGCGAGGACUUCGGAAAAUAACGACGGGGGGAGAGCCUCUCCGCGAAGCAAUUGAUACUUUCCUUUUGUGCUACCGCUCCACUCCUUGUCGUAGCGCACCUGAUGGGAAGUCUCCAGCAGAGCUGUUAUUGGGCAGACGAUUACGAACAGCAUUGGACCUAUUGAGACCACCAACCUCGUUCUACAAGCAACCUGAAUCGAAGCAGGAAAUCCAGUUCAAUCGAAAGCAUGGCACGAAAGCGUUGAACUACGAUGUCAAUGAUCUGGUUUGGACUAAAGUACACCGAAACAACACCUGGUCCUGGGAGCCUGGUCAAAUCCUCGAACGUAUUGGCCGGGUUAUCUACAAUGUUUGGUUACCAGAAAAGCGAAAUCUUGUGAGGUCCCAUACGAACCAACUGAGGAAGCGGUACGAGUCCGAACAACCAACAUCACCAGUACAACAGCAGUCGACGCAAAUUCCGCUAAGCAUCCUGUUAGAUUCUUGUGGUCUUAGUCAGCCAUCAGCCGAACAAGCAAUAGGUGGGCCAUCGCAGUUACCGUUACUCAACCAGCUAAUACCUACCGAGGUCCCUCGCCGAGCGCCUUCCAAGCCCCCAAGAGCUGCUACUCAGCAACAACCGAGCCAGCUUCGCCAAUCUUCUAGAGUAAGAAGAACACCCGUGAGGUAUGAGCCGUAUCAUCUCUUCUAAGAGGGGGAGGUGUUGGGAGGACACCCCUACACAACCUUAUCAUCAUCAUCAUUAUCAGUGGGCUCAUCGUCUGACACAUUCUGUCAGAGUGACUGACGUCUGCCACCCAAGAACACCAAUUGUGCAAGUCAUUCUAAUUCACCACUCUAAUCAAGAACCACACCGUUUAUUCGUUUUAGUUGUAACAAUCGUGUAAUAAAGUUUUUAAUAUGUUAGUUGUAUAAAUCAUCGGCCUAUUUAUUACAACAAUUAGAAAUGAGAUGUGAGACGUGAAACGUUUUUUUUUUAUAAAAUCUUUUAUUAUUGACUGAUUAUCUUAAAUUAAGUUUACAGAAAUUGCCACUAUUCGUAUUAAAUUACACAU
Messenger RNA from Uranotaenia lowii, 1705 nucleotides. RefSeq lists its product as uncharacterized. The coding region runs from base 193 to 1341 and encodes 382 amino acids. NCBI's taxonomy places the organism in Eukaryota, Metazoa, Arthropoda, Insecta, Diptera, Culicidae. Gene Ontology annotation, biological process: DNA integration. The transcript has a single exon. Gene Ontology annotation, molecular function: nucleic acid binding. The record is from RefSeq and is a predicted model, not a curated record.